Molecule: messenger RNA, 1497 nt
Organism: Beta vulgaris subsp. vulgaris (sugar beet)
Lineage: Eukaryota; Viridiplantae; Streptophyta; Magnoliopsida; Caryophyllales; Amaranthaceae
Exons: 2
Coding region: 391-693 (100 amino acids)
Source: RefSeq, a predicted model, not a curated record
AUCCGUGAAGCUCUUCACGUCGACCGUAAGUACCGGCCGCUUAGCAACAUGCCUCCCAAACCUGCUCGUCGAUUUGUUCCCAUCCAGUUACCAGCUGGCUGGGGCCGAGGGGGUCGAGGAGGCCGAGGAGGCCGGGGAGCUGACCGGAAUUCUAGUCCUGAGGAGGACGUCAGGGACUCAAUUCCCCUGGUGCAGCAUCAGGCUGGGAUUUCCUCCCAGAAUAGGAAAUCAAAGCUGUCAAAAGAACAGCCGCUGGCGAAGAAGCUGGCUUCUAAGGCCGGCACCAAUACCGUGGCCUCUGCUUCUACCCCCCUACUUACCAGCUGAGUGGCCGAGGUUGGUAGCUCUUCGUUGCGGCUCAAGAUCUAUAAGCAACUGACCUUACCGGAAAUGGUGCCAGGGUUGGAGUCUUUUGCCAAGCCCAGGAAGGUGGGCUUCCUAGAGCGAAACCGGAUUGAUUUGCCGGAAAUUUUAACGAAGCGUUGGACCCGCUUGCCAGUAAAGAAUGGUGAGAAGUUCGAUCCGAAGCUUAACAUUUUGGACGACGAAUCGCUGCUCCUGGACCGCCCAUUGGAGGGCGGGAAUCUGGGAUAUCGUAUUUUGAAGGAUAUGCAGCUUAAAUACGAUAUACCGGUGGACGAGGUUUAUACGCUUGCCGCGACGCACGCGCAUAACUUGGCCUUGUCUGCCUAGUUCGGUAAAGAGCUCUGUGACUUAUACUGGUACUUUCAAACUUCUUACUUCAAUGAGGUGAAGGAUCACAAAGAGCUGAAGGGCCAGAUGGCCGUUAAGGAACAAGAGCUGCUUCUGGCUAAUACCGAGAAGAAUGAUGCGCUCGCAGCUGAGAGUAAGGCAGAUGCCACUCUUACCAAGGUGUGCAGGAUCAUUCCUUGGUCUUGUUCAACAAGGAUAAAGAGAUCCGGCUUCUCCGGGAGCAGAUCACCGAGGCCAAGGAGAACGAGUGUGAGUCCGUUAAGGAGUAUCAUAAAGGGAUGGGCUUCGUUUCUCGUCUGCUGAAUCGGUAUAAUGGCAGAUGGUCUGCUGCCAUGCGGUCUGUCAGGCACACCUUUCCGGACUUUGACUGGUCCAAGAUUGAAGACACCCAUGUGCAGCGUGUUCAUAGCCUACCGGUUGCGGGCGAAGUCUUGGACUCUGGUGUCACUGAGGCCGAUAUCGCCAAUGCGGAUCCCCGGCCGAGUUCGAAGAGGACGAGGAGACCGUCAACGAUGCUGCUGACGUUGCCAACACUGCUACCGGUGGUGACAAGUCGGAUGAACCAGUUGUAAUUGUUGACGGCUCUGAGGAAGAGGAGCAUGCUCAAUAGAUUUUUUGCUUCCUUCCUUACCCUUCUUGUACUGGGCCACUUUGUGGGUGGUGUGCUUUUUGCGAUCAUAACGUCUUUUUCCUUGGGCAGCCAAACUAUCUUUACCGUUCUGUUAAUCUGGUCAUUUGUGACCGAUAUUCUUUUUACGGUCGGCUUCAUGUGGCCAGCUGUUU